This is a messenger RNA of Puntigrus tetrazona (Sumatra barb), 3091 nucleotides long. RefSeq names its product DEAD (Asp-Glu-Ala-Asp) box polypeptide 10 (gene ddx10). The transcript is spliced from 18 exons. Gene Ontology annotation, molecular function: RNA helicase activity; nucleic acid binding; ATP binding. NCBI's taxonomy places the organism in Eukaryota, Metazoa, Chordata, Actinopteri, Cypriniformes, Cyprinidae. Bases 72 to 2657 code for a protein of 861 amino acids. The record is from RefSeq and is a predicted model, not a curated record. Gene Ontology annotation, cellular component: nucleus. Gene Ontology annotation, biological process: rRNA processing.
CAUCUCGCGAAGUAAACAUUCACGUGUCGUUACGGUGUUACACACUAGCUAGUCAGCUAAACAGAGUGGAAAUGCAGGAUAAAUACGAUAAAGAAAAAACACAGAGAACCGAUAACCAUGUGGAGAAUUUUGAGAAAUGGAAAAGGAAAUACAACAGAACAAAGAAAAAAAUCAAACGAGUUCAAAAGACCAAGAAACGCGACUGGGAGGUGGAGAGAGAAAACAUACAGAAGCUGAUGAAAAAGUACUCGGAGAUCAAUCCCAGAGAGGCUGUGAAGUUCUCUGAUUUCCCAAUCUCAAGAAAGACUCUGACAGGUCUUCUUGGGGCUCAGUACAGGCAGCCCACAGAGAUUCAGAGACAGACGAUUGGCUUUGCUUUGCAAGGGAGAGAUGUUCUUGGUGCUGCAAAGACUGGCUCUGGAAAGACUUUGGCCUUCCUCAUCCCGGUUUUGGAGUGUCUGUACCGUGAACAGUGGACUGCGAUGGACGGCCUCGGUGCUCUCAUCAUCUCUCCCACGCGAGAGCUGGCCUAUCAGACCUUUGAGGUGUUGAGGAAGAUCGGGAAGAACCAUGAAUUUUCUGCUGGUCUUGUUAUCGGUGGAAAGGAUCUUAAAGAUGAAUCAGAAAAAAUCCAUCAGACCAAUAUCAUUAUCUGUACUCCAGGACGUCUGCUGCAGCACAUGGAUGAGACGGCUAGCUUUUACGCUUCAGAUCUGCACAUGCUAGUACUUGAUGAAGCCGACAGAAUUCUGGACAUGGGUUUUGCCGACACGCUCAAUGCUAUUAUUGAAAACCUUCCACAAACACGGCAGACCCUUCUCUUCUCUGCAACUCAAACCAAGUCCGUCAAAGAUCUGGCUAGACUUAGCCUGAAGAACCCAGAGUACGUGUGGGUCCAUGAGCAGGCCAAGUUCAGCACACCAGCUACUCUGGAGCAGAACUAUGUGGUGUGUGAGCUGCACCAGAAAGUCAACAUGCUCUUCUCAUUUUUGAGGAGUCACCUUAAGAAGAAGAUAAUUGUAUUUUUUUCCUGCUGCAAAGAGGUUCAGUAUAUGUUCAGAGUCUUCUGCCGGCUGCGUCCGGGUAUCUCCGUACUUGCUCUGCAUGGCAAACAGCGGCAGUUUAAGAGGAUGGAGGUUUAUAAUGAAUUUAUCCGCAAGACCUCAUCUGUACUCUUUGCUACAGACAUCGCUGCCAGAGGACUUGACUUCCCUGCAGUGAACUGGGUUCUGCAGUUUGACUGUCCUGAAGAUGCAAACACAUACAUCCACAGAGUUGGCAGGACAGCCAGGUAUAAGGAGGGAGGUGAAGCUCUUCUUGUCCUAUUGCCCUCAGAGGAGAAGGGCAUGAUUGCACAGCUUCAAGAGAAGAAAGUUCCCAUUAACAAAAUCGAGGUGAACCCAGAGAAGCUGUUGUGUGUCCAGGAGAAGUUACAGGCCUUUCUCGCACAGGAGAAGGAGCAGAAGGAGCGAGCACAGAGGUGUUUUGUGUCCUACCUUCGCUCUGUCUAUCUGAUGAAGAACAAAGACAUCUUUGAUGUUUUCCAGCUCAAACUCCCAGAAUAUGCCAUCUCACUGGGUUUGGCUGUGGCUCCACGGGUCCGUUUCCUCAGUAAGGCCCAGCAACAGAACAGACAGGACAGCAGCGCUGCAGGACAUGAGUCUGAAGAGGAGCUGAACAGUUUCAAAGCCCAACUUAAAGGAGAACAGUCUAAGUCUCAGUCUUCACAGUCUGAGGAAGAAGAUGAUGAUGAUGAUGAUGAUGAUGAGGAGGAUGAGGAUGAAGAUGAGGAUGAGGAUGAGGAUAAGGAGACAUUAAAGCCCGCAACUCUGCUGUGUGGCUUUAAUGAAGAGGAUGAGGGUGACCAGAAUGAACAGGACCUGCUGACUGUCAAGCGUAAAGAUGUGUUCAAUAUCAAAGAAGAGAACCAGGAUAUUGAGGUAACAGGUGAUAAGGCCAUAAAAAAUAAACAAAAGGAAUCCAGAUUCAAAGAGGCAAAGAAAAUGCAGAAAAAGAACUACAAGGUCAACACGAAGGUCGUCUUCACUGAGGAGGGAGAGGUGGUGCAGCAGUGGCCUCCUAUUCAAAGGACCGUGGUGCCAGAUGAAGAGGAGGAGGAUGAUGGGACGUAUGGCAUUAACAUGGAAGCAGCCAAAGAGCGGCUUCGCAAGGAAGACCAGGAGUUUGACAAGAUCGAGUACCGCCGUAAAGUCAGGGAGAAACACAGGGAGAAAAGACUGAAGGAGAAAGCUGCUCGAAGGGAAGCCAGCAAAAAGCAUAAAGAGGAAAAGAAAGGUGAUGAUGAUAAUGAUGAUGAUGAUGAUGAUGACGACGACGGUGAUGAGGAAGAGGCGGUAGCAUAUCUGUCGGGUGCCUAUGAAGAAUUUGACCCCAGCACACUUCCCGACCCCGACAAAGUGCGCAACUCCGAGUCCUCCUCUGAGGAGGAAGAAGGCUCUUCAUCAGACCGCGGUGGCAGGAAGAGAAGUUUCAGCAGCGAGGAGGAUGAUGAUGAUGAUAGCGACGAUGAAGUACAGCAGACACAGGCGGGCAAGAAGAAGCCCAGGAAAGAGUCCACAGUAACUCCUCUGGACACUGGCCUCUCGCUGGCCGAAGACGAGGAGCUUGUGCUGCAUUUAUUGGGCAGUCACAGCUAGAUCCCUACACCCAGCUUCCCCCCCCCCAGAGUUUUCUCAUUUAUUGUACCUGUAUGACGAGUUUAUUAAAAUGCCCCUUGACUAAUAAAAUUUAUCCUGAUUGUGAUGGCAACCUCAAGAUUCAUUGCGGCACAUAUCUAAUGUGAUUUAUUGUGAGAGCGCAGGUUAUAAUUUCCUUUCCUGCCUCUUUCCUUCUUUACAUCCUCAAGACAGGAAUUGAAUUUUCAGGUGGAGUCUUGCCAGACAGCCUCAAAUUACCUAAAAACUCCUGUUUUGCUGUGAAGCGAAAAAGCAGCACAGCUGAUGUCAAUCUUGAUCGAGAACCACUGUGAAGUCCCAGGUGCCAUCUAUAACCUAUUACUGUUAAACUGCUCUCAUUAUUUCUGGUUUGAAUAUUGCCUUCCUGUCACAUUAAACUGUCACUUAAUGUGUGA